AUGCCAGCAGCACAGGAACGGAACAGGAUUGAAACUUAUAGCACAUCAGCACGGAACAGAAAAAUACGGAAAAAGAAAACUCUUUCCAUAAAACGACAUCGGGCUGGCCCUGGGUUUGAUUUUGAUGCUGAUUUAGAUGAUGCAGUGGGCUCAUCUGAGCCAGGAACUGCUCUAGAAGAGGCACAUUCGUUGAAUGAUGACGAGGGGGAAGUUCUUCAUACACCACAAGCAGUAUGGGAUCACGACAAUAAUGAAGAGAAAGAUGUUGGUGUAAAACGUCUUGCCAACUUUCUUUUGGAAUCAGGGAAAGCCAUGAAUGUUCAUUACAAUGUCGUUGACGCUUUAGAUGACCAAAAGGGUCCAGGCACUGGGCUGGGGCCGAAAAAUGAGCAGAAGCUUCAGAUAUCGAGAACAACUAAAAACAGAAAAGAUACAGUAAUGGCUGUUUUAUCCUUGAAGUACCACUGGUUGACAAAAUGCCAGGAAGACUACCUGGGCGAAGUUAAGUACCCGGGUGUCGAGGGUGUCUACAAUCCGUUGCAGAUCAUACGAAAUAGAGCCAUUAGAGCCAAAUACCACGAGCAGCCGCCAUCUUUGCCCUAUGCGACUCUUCCACUAGCGUGCAAUGUGUUCAGCUCGCAUAGAAAGCUGAACGGGAGACCAUGGAAGAUGCUUUGGGGUGUUGAACUUAACGAGCUAGUUCAUGAUAAUGCAUGGAGGGCAUCUCACUGGCACGAGCUUCGAAACCCACAUGGUGAACUAUGGUUUCCCAACCCGGAGCGACCGGCACACUCAGUUAUAUCCUUUGAAGAUACCUCUAACCGUCCAACUACACAGAACCGCUUACAUGACAAGUUGUGGAGCGAGGCAGCUGGUUCUGAAGAGAAAGAACAGCAACGUUUAAAAUCCUCCUCCGGCCGCAACAUCGGUAAAAAUAUCAAACAAAAGGCAAAACGUCUUUACGGAAGUACAAGCAGCGAGGCAAACUCCAAUUCGGACCUCGAGAAUUCAAGCAAUCCCCGCCAGAAAUCAUUUGAAAGUCUUUUGAAGAUGAAGAUGAAUAAUCAGUCGAAAUCAGAUUCUGAUUCAAAUGGUAUCUACCAGAGUCCCCAAAAUAAUGAAGGUUCUGAAUUUUUUGAAGGCACUAAAUCACUGCAUAAUCUUCCAGUCAUCAAAAUCGACACAGGCAUCACAUCAACUAACGAGUUGACAGAUACAAAAGGAGAUGUCCAACAUGAUGAGUAUGCAAGCUUGAACAGAAGCAAAGUCAACCUUGAUGAUAUACUCAUUACACCAUUGCAUUCAAGAUCACAGUCAAACAUUGAGCCUCAAGAACCCGACAAUAUCCUGUUGUCGCCACCGCUAAACGAUAAGGAUAUUGCACUUCGAAAAGCCUUUGAAACAGGAGAAUACAUGGCACAGCAUCUAAACCUUCACCACGCAUUUUUAACGACCGUAUUUCCUCAUCUAGUUAGGUCUACAUCUGAUCGCUGCGAUAGGAUUCUCGAGGAAAAGAUUAACAUCCUUCUUCAUGACAUUGUACUGGUCAACGACAGUCAACUUCCAGCCCAUGAAUCCUUUUACACUGGUUUUUUAAGCGAAUGCAAGUCUCUCAUGCAUAUCAUCAAUGAUAAAUACGCUGUGAAGAUCGACCACCUUCUUAGUGCUACUGAUCGUUCAAUGGGUGAGAUCAAUACUUCGCUUACACUUGACAUGAAGAAAGUUAACGAGAACCUCGACAAAGUGAACCAGUCACUCUUUGGAAGCGUGGCCGUCUCCUCCCUCAGUCGAGAGCGCGAUGUAACGUUUACCGAUGGAGGCAACUACAAAGCACUAUACUUUUUGCUAGAGAACCUCAUUGUCAUGCUUUUGAGACUCACAUGGCUUGUGGUGAACAUCUACAAGUUUAUCAUGUUCAUAUUGAGGAUCAUUUGGAAGGUGACGUCCCUUUUGUUCGGAGUUUGA
Molecule: messenger RNA, 1965 nt
Organism: Candidozyma auris
Lineage: Eukaryota; Fungi; Ascomycota; Pichiomycetes; Serinales; Metschnikowiaceae
Exons: 1
Coding region: 1-1965 (654 amino acids)
Source: RefSeq, a predicted model, not a curated record